Messenger RNA from Neurospora tetraspora, 1532 nucleotides. Its product is annotated as transcriptional regulation of mitochondrial recombination-domain-containing protein. Lineage: Eukaryota; Fungi; Ascomycota; Sordariomycetes; Sordariales; Sordariaceae. Gene Ontology annotation, molecular function: single-stranded DNA binding; structural constituent of ribosome; DNA strand exchange activity. Bases 327 to 1184 code for a protein of 285 amino acids. Gene Ontology annotation, cellular component: mitochondrion. The record is from RefSeq and is a predicted model, not a curated record. The transcript has 2 exons. Gene Ontology annotation, biological process: DNA recombination.
CCCGUCCCGACCUCCGCGAUCCGAGUCGACUGCUGCUCCAGGCGUGCGCGCGAGCAGCCCCGUCCCGUUCCGUCUCCAGAUCCUCCGUCUCCGCGCCUUGCCUGCCUGCGCCUGUGCUUGUGCUUGUGCCUAGUACCUCUAUACCUAACCCCAACACCUCGAAACGCGACCACAAACCGGCCGCCCCGACCGACCGACCGAUCGCCCCAGCGCCAGCGCCAGUCCCAGUCCCGUCCAAGGCCGGAAGACUCCCGUAGUCGUCGUCAACGUGGGCGCGUGGUGCUACACUUUCCUUACACAUCCACCUACACAACCACACAACCACCAUGAACUCCGUAACAACCUCGACAAUAGGCCGCCUGGCCCUCGGUGUUUCGCGCCUCAGCGCCGUGCGCCACGCCAGCACACACCCCACCACUGCGAUCCCAAAACCGACCACAGCCGUUCUCAAGACAAGCCCAUUGGCCGAGGAGACGGCUGUCGAGCUCAAGAGCCCAUCCAGGCUGCAGCUCAAGUCAGAGCCAGGAAACAAGGGAAACCCCAAGGGCCAUGGCGAUCGCAUCUGGGCCUUCCACCACAUUGAGCAAGGCCAGGUGAUCUACUCGACCAAGCCUGUUAUCUCUCACCAACACCUCAUCCGCCAACAACCUUUCACAGGCAAGAACCUCGUCCCCCGCAAGAUCCGCAAGGACUACUGGCGCCCGCUCGCCAUGAUCGAGCUGGCCGACAAGGAGCAAGGCGCCGUGGGCCGAUCCAUCUACCAGAAGCUGCGCGAGUUCAAGAAGCGGCACGAGCUGGACUGGGCUAACGAGGCCGAGGAAGGCCGCAAGCUGAUGCACAAGUCCAAGCGCGAGCGCGGCCAGGAGCUCAACGACCAGAAGCCCAACAGCGUGGCCGACAUGGCGGCCGUGCUGGCGGGAGCCGGCAAGGGCAACCUCAUGUGGGCGGUGUCUCGCGUUGGGCCUUCGUCAGAAAUGGUGGGCGAGAUCAAGAAGGCGAGCGGGGCGGUGGAAAAGGGUGCUGUUGUCGACGUCAAGAGGCAGCUGAGAAGCGCGACGGUGUACUGGGCCAACGAGCAGGAUAAGUUCCAUGCGAGGGAGUGGAGCGAUAACGUCAGCCAUGAGGUUGGUAUUCCCGGCGAGGCCGAGAAGAAGAGGAUGCCUAUUAGGAUGAGCAGCGAGUAAAGGGUGAUGAUCAGUCAUGGAAGGGGCUGAAUGGGGUGGAAGAGAAAUGGAGGAGUGCGAGUUCCGUUGAGGUGCUCUCCGGUCGGAAGAAGGAGAUGUGAGGUUGUUGAGCCGCAGACAGCGGGGUGGAUGUGAGUGAGGACAACCAACCUGGAAAUGGAAAGUUCUCUUGAACAGUUUCAUGCCACCCUUCUAGGCCAUAAACCAUCAUACCCCGGGUGUACAAUUGUAUCUGUAUCAUCAUAUGUGUGGUUUGGGUAAAAACAGGUCGGUCGAUUGAUAUCGCUGACCUGUGUUUGUAUUCAUAGUUCUCUGUAAAAAUGACUAUUUUGUGCAAAGCCGCAGUGU